Messenger RNA from Arachis duranensis, 1567 nucleotides. RefSeq names its product glucose-6-phosphate/phosphate translocator 2, chloroplastic. The record is from RefSeq and is a predicted model, not a curated record. The transcript is spliced from 5 exons. Gene Ontology annotation, biological process: transmembrane transport. The coding region runs from base 90 to 1244 and encodes 384 amino acids. Gene Ontology annotation, cellular component: membrane; Golgi apparatus. Gene Ontology annotation, molecular function: triose-phosphate transmembrane transporter activity; phosphoglycerate transmembrane transporter activity; antiporter activity. Lineage: Eukaryota; Viridiplantae; Streptophyta; Magnoliopsida; Fabales; Fabaceae.
CCUCUUCAUAAACCGUUCUCAGAUUCUUUUCUCGUGGUGUUGUUAAUUAUUCACAGAAACAUUUAGUUUAAGAUCAGAAAAUAAUAACAAUGAUGAUGUCUUCAGUGAAGUUAACAGCGUCAUCACCUUUCUCUUCUGCUUUCAGAAGCAGAAAGAAUAAUAAGCUUCCUAAUCUUCAAACAAGGUCUCAACUUUCCACAUUACCCACCAUUCAAAUCGCAAAACAAAACUUGGGUCACUCUCCAUUCUUCACCCACAAGCCUCUCCACCUAUCAUCCAGCAUUGUGUGCCAGGCCUAUGAAGCUGACAGGUCAAGGCCAUUGGAGAUUGAGAUUCCGGAUGAAGAGGUUGCUAAGAAGCUCAAGAUGGGACUCUACUUUGCUUCAUGGUGGUCUCUUAAUGUGGUCUUCAACAUAUAUAACAAGAAGGUCCUCAACGUUUUUCCUUAUCCAUGGCUUACCUCAACUCUCUCCCUGGCUGCUGGCUCCCUCAUCAUGUUGAUUUCGUGGGCCACAAAGGUUGCUGAGCCCCCUAAAGUCAACUUGGACUUCUGGAAGGCCCUUCUUCCUGUUGCGGUGGCACACACAAUUGGGCAUGUAGCAGCAACUGUGAGCAUGUCAAAAGUUGCUGUUUCAUUCACUCACAUAAUCAAGAGUGGAGAGCCUGCAUUCAGUGUCUUGGUGUCAAGGUUCUUGCUCGGAGAAGCAUUCCCUUUGCCGGUUUACCUCUCAUUGCUGCCAAUCAUAGGUGGUUGCGCACUCUCUGCAGUAACGGAGCUCAAUUUCAAUAUGAUUGGGUUUAUGGGGGCCAUGAUAUCAAACAUGGCAUUUGUGUUUAGGAAUAUAUUCUCAAAGAAGGGGAUGAAGGGCAUGUCUGUUAGCGGAAUGAACUACUAUGCUUGCCUUUCAAUCUUGUCUCUAUUGAUCCUAACACCUUUCGCCAUUGCUGUUGAGGGCCCCAAGCUCUGGGCUGCUGGCUGGCAACAAGUUCUCUCUCAGAUUGGUCCCAACUUUAUAUGGUGGGUAGCAGCUCAAAGUGUGUUCUACCACUUAUAUAAUCAAGUGUCAUACAUGUCCCUUGAUCAAAUUUCACCCUUAACAUUCAGCAUUGGAAACACAAUGAAGAGAAUCUCUGUGAUUGUCUCUUCCAUCAUUAUCUUCCACACGCCAGUUCAGCCCAUCAAUGCACUUGGUGCUGCCAUUGCAAUUCUUGGCACCUUCCUCUAUUCACAGGCUAAACAGUGAGGUGCUUCUUUUGAGCAUGUUAAUGUGACAAGUGAAUAAUGAUGAAUGCCGGAGCUGAAAUUGUUCAUUAUUUAUGUGAAUUAAGAGAGUAAAUAUAGGAGUUCAAUUUGGUUAAUUUCUUUGAGGCUAUAGUUAAUUAAUAGUAGUUACUAGUUAGUAUUCGAAUUUUGAUUAGUUUGAUCUAGUUGACUAUGUAAAUAAGCUUUCCUUGUUUUCGUGCUAGUAAUAAUAAGGUUAAGGCCUUAAGGGUUUGAUUUUGCUUACGAAACAAUUAAGUAUUUAAGUGUCAACUCAAAUAAUAUCAAGUAAUCAUCUAUUAUUAA